Arachis duranensis is the source of this 2274-nucleotide messenger RNA. RefSeq names its product protein MICRORCHIDIA 1. NCBI's taxonomy places the organism in Eukaryota, Viridiplantae, Streptophyta, Magnoliopsida, Fabales, Fabaceae. Gene Ontology annotation, cellular component: nucleus. The record is from RefSeq and is a predicted model, not a curated record. Gene Ontology annotation, molecular function: ATP hydrolysis activity.
AUUUGAGAGGAUUCGUUCCCAAUUUUGUGUCCAAAAUUCUCGAGGGAGUCAGGGUCCUCAUUUCGGAGUUGAGUAGUUCACACACUUCCAAUUUCCACGGCCAUGUCUCUCACUCGCAACUCAGAUAAAGUCGACCUCCCCGUCGUCGAAGUCGCAAGCGACUACGAAGAUGCUGUGGCCUCGGCCGCACGCCCCCCAUUCGACCGCACAAGCCCAGCUUCAGCGGCAGAAAACUGGCGCGUCAAAUUCAGCGCUGUCAGCCUACGAAGGAGAAACCAUUCGUUUUCGAAGCUUCUGGAAGGCCGGGGACUACGUCGUUGGUCCCUCUUCGAAGCCAGCACCCUUUGAAGGUCACCUGGAGCAUGCUCGAGUUCAUCCCAAGUUUCUGCAUUCCAACGCAACUUCGCAUAAGUGGGCUUUUGGGGCAAUUGCUGAACUGGUGGAUAAUGCCGUUGAUGAGAUUCAAAAUGGUGCAACCUUUGUAAAGAUUGAUAAGAUUGAUAUCAUGAAGGAUAAUUCGCCAGCAUUAUCUUUUAUAGAUGAUGGUGGUGGAAUGGAUCCUGAAGCAAUACGGAAAUGCAUGAGCUUGGGAUAUUCCUCAAAGAAGUCAAAAACAACAAUAGGACAAUAUGGCAAUGGAUUCAAGACUAGUACUAUGAGACUGGGUGCCGAUGUUAUUGUUUUUAGUCGUGCAAAACAUUCAGGCCGGGCCACACAAAGUGUGGGUCUUCUAUCUUAUACCUUUUUGCGGAUAACUGGGCAAGAUGAUGUGAUUGUUCCAAUGAUAGAUUUUGAUAUAUCUGGCAACUGGGCUGAGCCAAUUAUUUAUAGCUCACAUGAUGAUUGGUCAGCUAACUUGCAAACAAUUCUUGAUUGGUCUCCCUUCACAUCAAAGGAGGAGCUCAUGCUUCAGUUUGAUGAUAUAGGAUCUCAUGGAACCAAAAUCAUAAUAUAUAAUUUGUGGUUGAAUGAUGAAGGGAUAUAUGAACUGAGUUUUGAUGACGAUGCUGAGGAUAUCAUGCUGAGAGAUGAGGCUAAUCAGGGUGGAACAGUGAAAAAAUUGAAGAAAAAAGUUGUUGAACUUCAGUCGCAUGUUUCUUACCGCCUCCGUUUUUCAUUAAGGGUGUAUGUUUCAAUGUUGUACCUGAGAAAAUUUUCCAACUUCAAAAUCAUAUUAAGGGGAAAACCUGUGAAUCAGUUUAACAUUGCAGAUGAGUUAAAGCAUUCUGAAAUUGUUAGGUACAAGCCCAAGCUAGCCGCAGCAGCAAAGGAGGUUACUGUGAAUACGACCAUUGGAUUUGUCAAGGAAGCUCCUAAUCUUAACGUGUCUGGAUUUAAUGUGUACCACAAAAAUCGCCUAAUUAAGCCCUUCUGGAAAGUAGUACCAGAUGGUUCAUCAAAGGGGAUGGGUGUUGUUGGGGUUCUUGAAGCCAAUUUUAUGGAACCAGCACACGACAAGCAGGAUUUUGAGAGAUCAUUGCUUUUCAUAAGGAUGGAGGCCAGGCUGAAACAAAUGACGAUGGAUUACUGGAAAGCUUGCUGUCACUUGGUCGGAUAUCAGCCACUAAAUUUCAAGUCACAAAGUGCGCAAAAGGAGCGCCAAAUUCAAAAGUCUGCUCGACGGUCAACUUAUCCUCAGAUUGAAUUGCUUGAUGAUGAAGAGGAAAUUAAUUUUGUAGCUGGCCAUGGAGAAAAUCCAAGUUCAGAUUACUCAAUUGUGAAUCUUCCAGAAAACGGCAUGCGGCCAUUGAAUCAGGGGCAACAUGGUACGUCGGAUAAGAUAUCAACGUCUGUCGUAACUGCGGGAUCCAUUUCUAUUGAUAAAAUCUGUGAAGAGAACAUAGAGCUUUUCAUGAGGUUUGAGGAGUACAAGAUGAAGGAGAUAGAGUUGAUCGAGACGGUAGAAGUCUUGGAGGCGGAGUUGAAAGAAAUCCAAAGCAAGUCCGCUGAACUUUCUUCACUCUUAGAGGCUAAGAGGAACCAUAGAGCGUGAUAGUUACAUGUUGACGCAUUAUGUUUGCGCCAAGAAAGGGGAACAUUUUGUGAACCACGCGCCAAUGUUACAAAGGCAAGGCUUCUUGUUACUAGUUUAGAGUAUACUAGAAUCUAAUUGGUCCAGGAUACAUGAUUUCUAGUUAUUGGGAAUCUUGUUAUCAAAACCGAAUCUUGGUGAUCAAUCAUUUUGCAGAACACACUUUUAAAUUUGAAGCACUGUUUUGUAUAUAAACAUUUGGUUAGAGUAAUAUUAAGUGUACAAAACUUUUAACUUACUAA